Molecule: messenger RNA, 5868 nt
Organism: Stomoxys calcitrans (stable fly)
Lineage: Eukaryota; Metazoa; Arthropoda; Insecta; Diptera; Muscidae
Gene: Ac13E
Product: adenylate cyclase type 9
Exons: 5
Coding region: 847-5484 (1545 amino acids)
Biological process (GO): cyclic nucleotide biosynthetic process; adenylate cyclase-activating G protein-coupled receptor signaling pathway; intracellular signal transduction
Molecular function (GO): adenylate cyclase activity
Source: RefSeq, a predicted model, not a curated record
CAUAAGAAGGCAAGAGUGCAAACGGAAUGAAACUCCUAGAAGUUGGCUCGGCAACCAACAAACAUUUCAACAGUUAAAGUGUUUGUCGUCUGUAACGUGUGUGUGUGUGUGUGUCACAUCCCAUCAUUGACUUUUCAUUUUGACAAAUUAUGGUGUUUUUGUUUUUUUUUUUUUUGGGAGACAAGUGAAAGUUGAAUUGCAAAAGAAACCCCAACUCUUUUUUGGGGAAAAAAUGAAGAAUUUAAGGGUGAAAGAAAAGCUUAACAAAAUCUUGCCAUAUGCCAAUUUAACAGUGAAGUGAAGAAAAUUAAAGUGCAUUGGCAUGUCAUGUCGUGUCAAUUCUUAAUUUGUGUGUUACCCACGCUUAUGUGCUUGCGUUACGAUAUACCGCCGUCGCUAUCUGUCGGUAGGCACAACAAAUAAACGCCCCAAAACAUGCCACUUGGAAAUUAAUUUCUGUCCAUUUUUAUUAUUUGGUGUAAUAACUUGUGUGUUUUUUUUUUUUUUGUUUUUCGGAGGCCCUAUUAAGCACGUGUUUGCUUUUAUUGUCGUUGGCUCUUGGUGUCGUUGUUGUUUCUGUCCAAAAUAAAUAAUUUGCUACCGCAAAAAAAAACACAAAUAACAACAACAAAAAGAACAAGAGAAAACAAGAAAGUUGUAAAGUGAAUUAUCAUUGCGUGUUGUCUAAUCGAAGAACAUAAAAAGAAGCAAAAAAAAAAACAAUAACAACAACAAAAACAGCGAAGACCCUCAAACAGAACACUGAUACAAAAAUGGCUUUCUUAAGUAGCAGCUACCGUAUUACACUACAAAUGGUCGCGUCGACAAUCAGUCAGCUUCCCCGCCAUGCCACCUGGCGUUUUAGCCAAUGACAGUCGUAACAAUUCCACCGAUGACAUACAAAUCGCAUUAGCACCCCACAUACAAGCCUAUUUAAGUCAAACCGGUCGUCGUCAUUCCUGCUGCAGCGUCAUGUUACCCGUCGCCUUUGAAAGAGCUGCCUCUAACUCAUGGCUUGAUCCCAAAUUCGAUUCAGCCGUGCUGGAGGGUCAGUAUCAGACGAGUGUUUUCAGCCAUAUACGAAUGAGAUAUAGAUUUACUCUCUCCUACAUACUCCUCUGCUCACUGGCAUGGUUUCUCUACUUCCUAGUGGAUGGUGGUUCCGAAGAUUUCUGGCGUCCUAUCUCAAGUUCCUUCUCUCUGCUAUCGCUCAUAACAAUCAUGGCCAUAUGUUUUACCCACUGGGAUAUGUAUAGGGCAAAUCAUGUGGCCACCUCAGCCAUAACCGCAGCCCUGUUGUGUGCCACCUCAUUGGCAUUUCUCACCUAUACGGGACGUGCGUUUAGUCCCUUGGGCCAUUUUGCCAUAUGUUUGGAAAUAGUGCUGCUCAUCUACACCGCCCUGCCCAUGACCUUGUGGCUAAGUGCGGCGAUAGCCAUAACAUAUACCGUACUCUUUGAGGUGGUCACGCACAUAGUGGUGGCCGGUAAUGCUGUGCAUGGAGCCCAGGCUGAGUUUAGUUACAAAAUCUUGGUGCUGCGUAUCCUUUGUCAUCUGUGUGUACACUUUGUGGGUCUACAUGUACUGAUAAUGAACUUGGUGAGGAUGCGUGGCACUUUUAUGAAGGUCGGACAAAAUCUUCUAGUCAGACGGCAGUUGGAAAUGGAAAAGCAGUUGAAGGAGAAGAUGAUUCACUCUGUAAUGCCACCCAAGGUGGCCGAUAUGCUGCUCAACGAGGGUGGCAUAGAUGGCAACAACGAUGGCAGUGUUAAGCCAGAGUCGCAUUACAUGAGGCCACGUCCCUCCAAUGAUGUCAAGUCUUUAUUUCGUCCCUUUCACAUGCACAGCAUGGAGAAUGUCAGCAUUCUGUUUGCCGACAUAGUGGGAUUUACCAGAAUGUCCUCAACGAAGACCGCCGAACAGUUGGUGGAAAUCCUAAAUGAUCUCUUUGAGCGUUUUGAUGAUUUGUGCAGACUGAAUGGUUGCGAGAAGAUAUCCACCCUGGGAGAUUGCUACUAUUGUGUAUCAGGGUGUCCCGAGCCCAGGCCGGAUCAUGCCAUUUGUUGUGUGGAAAUGGGAUUGGGCAUGAUCGAUGCCAUGCGCUGCUUUGAUGCCCAACGACAUGAGGGUGUGAAAAUGCGAGUGGGUGUUCACACCGGCACAGUGUUAUGUGGCAUAGUGGGUACGCGCAGGGUAAAAUUCGAUGUCUGGAGUAAUGAUGUCUCCUUGGCCAACAAAAUGGAGUCCUCAGGAAAACCCGAACAGGUUCAUAUAUCCGAAGUAACUGCAAGCUUUUUGGGAGAGGCUUACUAUCUGGAUGAGGGAGAAGAGGUUUUUGGUCAUCGCACCUACUUUGUGGUGGGUCGCCGAAAAGAUAUUUCCCGCACCAACAGUCUUUGUCCCAGUAUUCAUGUCAACUCCAAUGGCAGCCACCUUAUGCUGCCCGGCAUACAGGCUCAAUCGAAUUCAGUAUCGCAUAGCGCUACCAAUAUUUCGGUUAUACAUCCAAAUGUGCCACCAGCCUCGCCGGUGGGCCAACUAUCGUCAUCCCUCAAUCCCUCACCUGUUCUAUCCAUAAGACCAAGACUGACUUCCCUAAGCAUGAAACUGCGCAAAAAGUCGCAAUCCCGAGAAUGCGACGUGGAGAGGGGUAUCAUACACCCGGCAGCGGCAGGUAUACCACCUGUCAUAGUCUGUCGCGAAAGACCAAAGAUAAUAAUAACCACGAAGAGUUUACCCGGCAGUUUGGACUCCGAGCAGGAUGUCAACGAUGCAACGAAUGAUGAUAAUGUACCGGCGGCUAAUGGUAAAACGCACUUGGCGGCCAAUGGUUCCACAACUAGACCUAAGAUACGUCUAAAAGUUUGGAAAGUGCCAAAGUUUUUGAAAAAGUUUGAAGAAAUGGGUAGAACUCAUGAAAAGGCGACCAGCACUGAGGUCAGCAUUAGUUUAAUGAGCAAUGGACCAAAGACACCCACGGGGAUGGGGCCGAUGACGACGUCGCUGGCCACAGGUACAUCGACGAAUGAGGAGACCUUGGCCUUUAUAGAGCCCAAUGGCUAUCAGCAAUUGCCGGUGGUCAUAGAGAAUAACAAACCGAACCCAAACAUGUUGGAAAUACCCCAAAAACCCAUGCUGCAUCAUGUGGCCACCUCCACCGGUAUUUGUUCCAGUGUCAAUCGAUCGCCGGAUGCCAGCUGCUGUUCACCUGGUCAGUAUUCCAUGUUCGAUGACAUCAUCGACAUUCGUUCGUAUAUAAGUCAGAGCCGAAGUGAUAUUUCGCCCUUUGGUCGUUCAGGCAGUUAUCGUUCGCAGUGUGGCCGCAGCGGUCAAUCGGAGACCUCACCGCUGCCCCGACCCAGAGCUUCCACAUUAACAGCGACCAAGGGUGAGCCAGGCUUGGGAGCAGUGGCGGCGGCCACCAUCACCUGUAAUCCCUGUCAGCCCCUGAUAGUACCUCCUCAGCCCACACACUCUCGCAACUCCAGCAUAUGGCCGGAUGGUUUAAGCAUAUGUCCCUCGGCCACCUCCAGAAAGGACUCGGGCAUUAAGAGUAAUUCCCGCCGCUCCUCCAUACAACAACAGAUAUAUGCUCUAAACCAGACGGCCAUUAGCACCCACAGGGUAUCGGGCUAUUUUACCAGCUCUACUUCCAGUAUCUCCAAUUUGGGAGAUGUCCAGACUUUACCUCAUGUGCCACUACCUCCCUUGCCACCACAUCCGGGAUCAACGGGUCAGGUUGCCGAUCCGUUGGCCGCUUGUUUACAACAAUUACGCAAACAAUCGGAUCUCCAGCUGAUACGUUGUGUACGCGACAAUGCCAAAUCCCAGAGGAGCUAUCUAGUCAAGCCCCCGCUGCGCAGGUUUAGUUUGUACUUCAAGUCAAGGCAAAUGGAGCGUGAUUUUCGCUCCAAGGCCCACCGCUUCGGCAACGAGAACGAAACAGAGGGUCCCCCCACACUGGCGACGCCGCGUUACAACACCUACAUCGAUAUAUUCAUAGGAUUGGCAGUGUAUUUGUGUAUAUCGAUCUCGUUGUUCCUGAUUACCCCCAACACAAUGACGCCCAGCUUUCGCUUGUGGGUCUCAUUGUUCACCUGCUUUACGGCCAUACAGGUGUUCGCUUUAUUUCUGUUCACCAGGCAAAUGUGUCGCAGAACAGCCUCGCAGACCCGCUCCAAGUUGGCCAACUCUGAGUCGUGUGCCGAUCGCAUCUUUGAGGCCAUCUCCAGCUGGUAUCCCUGGCACAUAUGCCUGGCCAUUCUGAUGGCCAUGCCCGUCAUUCUAAUCAUAGCGAAUUUUCUGCUGCUCGACCUCAACGAACUGGAGGCCUUCGAGUACCACUAUGGCUUUCUGAUAUUCGUGUGCAUAGUGCAUUUCUGUAAUUUCACCCAAUUGAAUUGUUGGAUGCGCAACAUUUUGGCCUUCCUGGCGGCCAUGUGCUUUGUGGGCAUAGCCGUAUCCCAGCUGGUGGUCUAUUCCAAUCGCACCGAUGCCGCAGAGAGCAGCGCAGCCUUGCUGGUGAACACCACCCAGAUAGCCACAACUUCCAAGACAGUGGUGGCCUUUAUUAUUGAGGAGAUCAAAUGGUUCCAGGACUAUCAUGUGGAAAUCUAUUUGGACCUCUUUCUGAUAUUGGUCUUGGUGUGGUUCCUCAAUCGGGAGUUUGAGAUAGGCUAUCGCCUGACCUUCUAUGGCAAUGCCGUGGCCAAUCAGGAUAAAAUCAGAGUGCAGAACAUGAAGAACCAAGCCGACAUGCUGCUGCACAACAUCAUACCCAAGCAUGUGGCAGAGCAUUUGAAGAAUACCGCAAAAUAUUCCGAGAACCAUCACAAUGUGGGCAUCAUCUUCGCCUCCAUAGUCAACUUUAAUGAGAUGUAUGACGAAAGCUAUCUGGGAGGCAAGGAGUAUUUGCGUGUGCUCAAUGAGCUCAUAGGAGACUUUGAUGAGCUGCUCUCUCGUCCGGAAUUCAAGUGUGUGGAAAAGAUCAAGACCAUAGGUUCCACUUUCAUGGCCGCCAGUGGUCUGGAUCCCAAUCAUAGGGGCGAUGGCAAUGAACACAUUCACUCCCUGAUGGAGUUCUCCAUAGCCAUGCAGGGUGUGGUGGAUGCCUUCAACAAAGAUCUGCUCGAGUUCAAUUUGAUUCUACGCAUAGGCUUUAAUGUGGGCGAUGUCACGGCUGGCGUAAUUGGCACCAGCAAGCUGCACUAUGACAUUUGGGGCGAUGCCGUCAAUGUGGCCUCUCGCAUGGACUCCACGGGCGUUUCGAAUCGUAUCCAGGUGGGUAAAGAUUGUCUACAAUUUUUGGAAGCAAAAUACGAAUUUGAGCCGAGAGGUAGUGUUUAUGUGAAGGGCAAGGACAACAUGGAAGUGUUCCUAUUCACUCAGCGCAAACCCGAUCUAUUGGGCGAUGACGACGAGGAAGUAGAGCGUAACAAUAGUUCGAUAGCUGAAAUGAAAAAACAGAAUGGGAGUAUCAGCUAAAGCGGUAUGGUGUGGUCUAAGCACCGAGAGAGAGAGAGAGAGCGCUGACUGAUUUUUUGAAUUCACCUCUGGAGGUGAAUUUUUGCAGUAAAUCACCAUACUCCUUAAGGAGAGCAAAUCGACUGAUGAUGCAAUUCAGUUGAAUUGGAAAAGGCAUUCAAACUCUCUAUGUGGGAAUGUUUGGAGUUCCAAAAUGUUUAAUGCCAUAACGAAAAUUCUCUGUGCACCAAAUUGCGCAACCAUAAUUCGCAAUUUAUGAUUUCAUUGGCUAUGCAGUCUCUUUGUUGAAUGAGAUGAACAUUGGAGUAGGCAGUUUGUGCCUACUCAAAAGAUAUAUCACCAAAAUAAAUAAAAAAUUAUACUAAUUUUAUUUAUUUAUUAAAU